AUGGCGGAGGAGAACGGGAUAUGUCAUGUGAACGGCGAGCCGGAAGUGGUAGAUGACGAUUUGCAGAACGGUGAACCUGAUGAAGACGACAAAGGUUACGACAUAUAAAAUAGCUAAUAAUUUUAGGAAGAGGAGAAUUCUUUUAAUGUGUCGGUUUAUGUUCUGGAUCAAAUAUUUAGUUUGAUUGAACACUUUCAGUUUCGGUUUAAAAUGAAAAGUUAGUUUACUCAGAACAUCUUUUCUCGUUGAUUUAGCAUGCAAGGCUGGGGUUGUGAAAAUUCGUGCUUCAUUUACAUUCAUUGGAUAGAAAUUUUCAUCUAGACUUUUGUGCUAUCAAAAAUACAAAACUCAGAAUUUCACAAUGAUGUCGGGUCAACUCUACCAUGUCUCGUUCGCCCUAGUAGUGACCAAGUUAUAAAACGAUAGGUGAAGGAAAGUAAACGCACAAGGCUAGAGGUCCAUCUGGCCAGAGUCAUUCUGGUUUCCCUAACUUGAUGCAACCAGGAGCUCUUUGAUUUAGGGGUGAUAUUCUAAAGAGAAAUUAGAUGCCAGCACUCUUAGGGAUAUCAAACGGUUAAGGCCACUAUACGAUUCUUAUGACAGAAGCUAUGGGACUUCUAUAUCACACAGGGGCCAUUAGACUCUGCAAAAGUGGGUGACUAUAAAAAGUUUGUUAAGGUAAUUAUUUUGACCAGAGUAACCAGCUACAUGCUAUCAAGUGGCCAGGGUAACUUGGGUAGUCACCUGCUUGUUUUGAAACCUCUGAAUUGACAGAUCUCCUUUAAAUCUCUCUGCCACUCUGCUUUGAUCCUUUGAAAGAAGGGACCUUUAGCUUAUCAAUUAACAGAUAUUUAAUGCAAUUUUUACUCUUAACUUUUUUUCCUUCAGAGUACGAAGCCCUUGAUUUGGAGCUGGAUCAAAUUAAUUCUUGUCUUGACAAGUUGGAGAACUGGAAUGAUUCCCUUCGGAGUAGAAUGAAAGAUAUGCUUGAAACUAUGCAGAAAACAAGAAUAGAGAGAGAAAUACAAACCAACCAGGAUGAUGGGCACAAUGGCACGCAGCCCUGA
This is a messenger RNA of Pocillopora meandrina, 1067 nucleotides long. Lineage: Eukaryota; Metazoa; Cnidaria; Anthozoa; Scleractinia; Pocilloporidae. The record is from the annotation of a GenBank genome assembly.